This is a messenger RNA of Polyodon spathula (Mississippi paddlefish), 3769 nucleotides long. RefSeq names its product UBX domain-containing protein 10-like. Lineage: Eukaryota; Metazoa; Chordata; Actinopteri; Acipenseriformes; Polyodontidae. Gene Ontology annotation, molecular function: protein binding. The coding region runs from base 638 to 1507 and encodes 289 amino acids. The transcript is spliced from 2 exons. The record is from RefSeq and is a predicted model, not a curated record.
GUUAUAUACGUCAUGGUCAUCGUGUCUUGUGCGUCAUGCUGAGAGCUGUAAUUUGGGAUUCACAGCAGAGCCGGGGGUGUAUGGUACUCGCAUACUUGUUUUUUUUUUUUUUUUUUUAGUAUAAAUAAUUCAAGGUAUUCUGUGUCAUGGUUAUGCAUUUAAUACUGUUUGGUUAAAUAUUUAUAUUAUAAAGGUUGUUUUCGUUUUAAAGAGUUAGGCAGUUGGGAAUGCGUUCCGUUUUAAAAUAGGUCUGCUACUCAUCACAGUAACAUUGUACUGCACUCUGCAUAUCAAGCAGCACUCGAUAUUGGCAUUUGAAAGCACACAGUGUACCAGAUGCGAUCAAACUGACACCAAUUCAAACUACCACCAAGUCUCUUUUUGGGUUUCAAAACCAGGAAGUCACAUUUCCGAAUUCUGUCUGACGCAAACGUGACCACGUUGCCAAGACAGCAACGCUGUUUGUUUACCAGACUUGAUGGAAAACAAGCCAUCUAUGCGCCACAAAACUUGUGUUUUCUACAGCUCCUUGUUCCGAGAGGCGCAGGAGUGGAAAGACAUGUAGAGGUAACUGAACGCUUCUAUUACUCGUGUUGAGUGGUGCUCAUGAAGUUAGACACCGCAUUCUAUAAAAACAAUGAGAUGGCUACCGCACCACCUAUGGAAAGAAUAUUUUCAAGAGGUAUUUUGUCUUUUGAUACCAGCAUAUCUACCGACAGAGCCAGACAAACGCAAAAUGCAUGUUACAAGGCCUAAAUCUGCCAAAGCUCGCAGCAGACCAAACCUGAACUACACCAAAACUGUGGACGCAGUUUCCUAUGAUAAUGUCCCAGUCAUGCCAAGACCACCAUCUUCUUCUUCAAGUGAACUGGGAGACAGUCCUUUUAGACCACAAUCUUCCCCAAGACCACUAAGCAUCAAGACCCAACAUAAAAACACAACACUUGUUCAGCAGUUUCCAGCGAGACCAUCCUCUUCCCUAAACAGAUACCGCGUUCUCCCCUCUAUCGAGAAAAGGGGUUCUGGAGAUACAGCCAUUGAACGCCUGGAAAAGCAGACUCGUGAACUAAGCAUGUCUUCUGCUCUGCUGCUAAAAAAGACAAGACCUUUUUACAAAGACCAGCCAACCUCAGGACGAGACACAAAUAAAGAAAAGAAACCGGGCAGCAAGUGUUACUCCCAGACAGAAAAGAGGGACCCUGGACUGCCACACAUCUCUAGCCUUCAGACUCCUUCAGACGAACAGCCAAGCCUGCUUCUGGCAGUGAGAUCUCCCUCAGGUGAAAGAUUUGAAAAAGCUUUCUGCUCGUCAGACACUCUUCAGACGGUGCUGGCUGCUGCCGAGGCCAGGUACAACACUACCUACACAAACGGGAUCGUAGAGACCAUGGAGGUGCCCCGAAGAAGCUUCCCUGAUUCGUCCCAUACCCUGGAGCAGUGUGGGAUUCAAAACAAGUCUGUGCUUUGUAUCCUGGAUGAGUCUGACUAUCAGCUGUAUUAUCUGUAGUGUCUGGAUUCGAUCAUCAACACAAAGAGGCAGGCAUGGCUGUACACUCUUAAUUGUGUAACAUAAACAAACUUACCUUAGAACAAUUCCUACAAUACCCUUUAAUAGAUUAUCAAUAUGGAAUAUCAAUAUUAAAUGGUUUCACAGAACUUGAUUAGCACAGACUCCCUAAUGUUACCUUAGGUAAAAUAGUCCAAGAUUAGUGCUGGACAGGGUCUGAUAACGCAGGUGUGUAUGUUAAUUGUAACAUGUAUAGCUGGCUUCAUAAUCUGCUCUAUCCAGUGUUACUGUAGGUAAGGUAGUCCCAGAGCAGUGCUAAUCAGGGUGUGUGAAAGCAGCUGGUAAAAACAGAUCUUUCCUGUGCAACAUGUAAUGCAGGUGAAGCCUUGUUACCCUUAACACAGCAAGGAGCUGGCUGCUGUCACCUGAUAGGGAAACACAGCAGCCAUGCACUUGAAUUGUGUUAAUAGCAAUGAGCGACAAAAUGCUUUUCAAAAACAUUGUUUUUUUAUGAACAGGUUUUGUUUACAAUGUCAAUAUAUUGUGUCAAACACAGGCCGAAGAACAAUGAUUCAUGUUUUAUUCUGUUUUUACUAGAUAAAAACUUGCUAUUAAGAAAUGAAAAGCAUCUCUUUGUUGUUAUAGAAUUAGGCCUACAUCAUAGUUAGGCUUCCCUGAUAAAACCUAUUUAGCUGUAAUGCAGUGUUAGUUAUUGGGACUUGGUGCUUGUGUCCAAAAAUACAUAAAUCCAUAAUUUAAUCACAUGUUAAAUAAACAAUUAAAACCUGAUUUAAUCCAAAGUAACAGUUUAAAAUACACUGUUUAAAAGCAGAACAAUACCAUUGUCAUACACACGUGGUUAGAAAACCCAUUUAUCUACUGUAUUAUCAGGAUAUUAUAGUCUAUAUUUGUGCAGGUUUUGCUAAAAUCAAAAGAAAAUGAGAUCUGGGUAGCUUUGCAAAAUUGAAUUUAAAAAAUGAAGUAGGAAUAUGAUCAAUCAUAAAAGAUAAUUGUGUUCUAUACCGUCUUUAUUAUUAGCAAAAAAACAAAAGCUUAAUCCAGAAUUCUAUAUGGGUCAUUUAUCCAUUUAAAAUCAGCUAAAUUAGAUGGCACUCAAUAACUAAGUGAAAUGUAGCCUGAAGUUUCAUUAGACAAUUCACGAAUCGGUGUUCAGACUAAAUGGUGUUGUGUUUGUUGUCUUAAUUAAACAUGGUGAACGUUAUGUGUCUUGGUUUCAUUUUAGUGAUUUAACUGUUGCACGGCAGGAUAUACCUUGACUGGAAUUGAAGGGGUUUAAACAUGAGGUUGUAGGUUAUUUACAGCGUUUUGUAAAGGAGUCUUUAAAUUCAGGUAAGUAAAUGCUUGCAAUGAACUCUGGUCAUAGGAAAUAAUUCCCGAUACAAUCUCUAUAUUUUCUUAAGAAAAUGUCAUUGCAUUGUCUCUGUGUUUAAUUACCACAUGUCCCUCACUCUCUCUGGUGUCUGCAAUCAUUCUAAUUGGUUCAGGGUUCUAUUGUUCCAAUAACAAGGUAUUAUCAUGCACCUUAUACAGGGCGAUUCAUAAUUCGCACAACAUUGUCCGAGCAUUGGAAAAACUGAAGGGUACGUGGAGGAUGACAUGCAAAAGAAACAUGUCUGUUACAGACACGCUCUGUAACACACCAUAUGGCCACCAGAGGGCUGUUAAAAAAUGUCACCAUUCAAGUAGAACUGAAAUCAAUGCAAAACAACGUUGUGCAAAUUCUUAAUCACCCUGAAUAUAGGCUCAGUUUCAAAAUUUUUCUCAUGACUCAUUAAAAAAAUAAAAUAAAAAAUCCAUGCAAACGAAUAACACUCUCUCGCUAGAGUUUUAAUAACAUAAAAAAUACAGGGUAAUAGGGGAUGAUAGCUAUAACCUCCUUGAUUGAAAAUAUAUUGAUUGUUUUGAUGAUGAUAAUAAUGAUAAUAAUAAUAAUAAUAACAAUAAUAAUAAUAAUAGGCUUAGUGCUGAGAAAGUUUGGGAUUUUAAUCAAAUUUAUAGGGUAGGAAGGGGAUGGCCCAAAGAUGGUGCUUUUACUGGUAAUACAAACAUAUUAUAUUUGGUCUUAAACACUGCAUUUAUAGCGAAUUUCUGUAAAUGUAAAAUGGUGAAACGUCAGGCUACUCUCAGAUCUCUAGUUCUGUGGGAGUCUUAAAGAACGCAAGCUCUCAAGAGUUCAAACUUUUUGGCCUAAAUGCAAAGCAUUAUGUUUGGCGCAAACCCAACACAGCGCAUCACCCAAAG